AUGAUUCCGCCAAGUGCCAAAAAGAUCGUGCAAGAAUUGAAGGAAAUCGUGUCAAACACGGAAGAGGAAAUUUAUGCAGCGUUGAAAGAGUGCAAUAUGGAUCCGAACGAGGCUGCUCAGAGGUUGUUGAAUCAAGAUCCCUUUCAUGAAGUGAGGCGGAAGAAGGGGAAGAAGAAAGAGGACGGUGGCGAGGUCAGAAUUAGGGGUGGAGCUGGAAGAGGCGGGGGUAGAGGAGGCGGCGGAUCAGAUCGCGGUUCUAACCGCCCAGACUAUGGCGGUGGGCGAGGACGGCCGAUGCCGCAACGAGAAAACGGGAUUCAUCCCAGUUCUAGACCUGGCGGGGCAGGAGCCCCAGGCGGGCCUGGUUACAUUCCCGUGGUUGGGGCCCCGGCUCCAGGGUAUGGUGUAGCUCCUGUUGGUGCACCGGGAGGGUAUUCCGGUUAUCCUCAGCAAAGGGGUCCCGUUCUGGGAGUCGGAGCACCAAGCGGUGGGGCAGCGUACGUGACCGGCGGAGUACCUGGCUCUGCGCCGGGCCAGCCUGUUUCGGCGGCGCUGGGUGCGAAUCAAUCUACAAGCCUACCUGGUCAGCCUGCCCCUGCGGGAGGCUCGCUCUACUCUCGUCCUGGCGGAACCUCGCUGUGGGGCGGCGGCGGAACGACUAUGGCGGAUAUGCUCAAGUCGUCCGCCGCCGCGCAGCAAGCACAGCAAGCUCCGCCGGCCCCGGCACCUGCACCGGCCCCGACCUUGCACGCACCUAUUCCCCAGCCAGCCGCACCCGUCGUUACCGGUCCCCCCGCACCCACGCCGUAUCUCGCGGCAACAAUGGCGUCAGCCGUUACGGCGCCGAGUUUGUACUCGUCUGCAGCAGAUCCAGUACUGCAUCCGCAGAACGCGGCUACCGUUUCGGCUGCCGCGCAGCAGCAGCAGGUGGCUGAGCAGCCGCCGCCGCAGCAGCAGUCCGUUCUUGGAUCGAUUGGCACUCCCGCUGCCGCUGAUGCCGACGUCGUGGCGGUUACUCCCGCGCAGGAACCGGAGGCAGCUGUUGCGGCUCCAGAGGACCGUUCGGGCGUGGCGGCAGCAGCAAGCAAGCUGCAGAGCCUGGGCCUGCAGGACGACAAGCCUGUCAUCAUUCCCGGUCAUCUGCGCGUCCCCGAGGCUGACCAGACGCGCCUCAGCUUCGGCAGCUUCGGAGCUGGGUUUGGCACGUCCUUCGGAACUGGCUUUGGCGCGGACGCGCUGUCCGCUAGCAAGGCUGGUGACGCUGUCGGUUCGUCUAGUCUGCUUUCGCAGCCUGCUGCUGCGCAAGCGACGGAGCAGCAAGAGCCGGAGCAGGAGAAGCAGCAGGAGCAGGAGCAGGAGCAGGAGGAGGAGGAGCACGCGCCGAUCGUGGACGUGGAACCAGUGGAACCUCCCAAGCACGAGGAAGACCUCUCUGUCCCGCAGGCGCAGCAGCAGCAGCAGGAGCAGGCGAAGGACGAGCAGGCGCAGGCGGGUGUAGCGGAGCCGCUCCCGAGCCAGCAGGCAGAGGCGGCGGCGUUUGCUGCGCAGGCUGCGGCUGCAGCCGCGGCGGCGGCUGCGCAGCAGGCGCCAGCAGCUGCUGCCCAGCCGAUGCUACAGGAGGCGCAGGCUCCUGUGGUUGCCGCCCAGCCGCAGCAGCAGCAGCAGCAGGUGGCGCAGCAGGUAGCUUCGCAGCAGCAGCAGCAGCCGCUCGCGGAGCAGACUCAAGCUCAGCAGGCGAUCGCCCCUCAAGCUCCGCUUGUCCAGCCCCAGCAGCAGCAGCAGCCAGCGCAGGCGCAGCAGCAGCCGCAGCAGCAAGCGCAGAGUCAGCUGUCGCAGCAGCAACAGCUGCAGCAGCUGUCGCAGCAGGCGCAGCAGCAGCAGCAGCAGGCGCAGCAGCAGCAGCAGCCGCAGCAGCAGCAGCAACAGCAGCAGCCUUCCGCGUAUCCAUAUGUGCCUGCGCUACAGAACUAUCCCGCGUUUGGGCUGGUCCCGCAGAUGCCCGCAGGGCAAUACCCUGCAUACGACGCGUCAGAGCCACAAGUCGCCGGAGACAUUUCCCGCUUUACGUCCGUGGGACUGCAGCAGUACAGCGAUCCACCUGGCAGCUACUACUCGCCUGCUUUCAGGCCAAGUGGCGACGGCGAGAUGCGUUACUCGCCGUUCGUAACUUCGUCCGGGUCUGCUCUGGGCGCCAAGUACGGGUCCGCAGGCGUCGCUGGUGCAGGACAGGGGCUCCCUUCUCAAGAGACAUCAAGCAGCUUGGGCAUUGUGGGUGCUCCGUCCAUGGGGCAGGCCUCCUCCCACUCUGCUGGGCUCUCCCAGCAACAGGCGCAGCAGCAGCAGCAACCGCAGCAGCAGCAGCAGCAGCAGCAGCAGCAGCAGCCUCAACAGCAGUCGCAGCAGCAGCCGCAGCAGGGGCAGCCUCAGCAAGGGCAGCAGCAGCAACAACAGCAACAGCAGCAGCAGCAGCAGCCUGUUCCUAUGCAUGCGGCUGCAGCUGCUUAUGCGGCACAGCCAGCAGGCAUCCCCAUGGGCGCUCACUACGGAAUCAACUAUGCCGGCUAUGCGCAGUAUGCCGUGCCGCCCAAUUACUACACCAUGCACUCGCCCUACUCACACCCCAGCUAUGCAACCCCCUCCUCCACAUACCCACAAGCGCCUGGCAAUCCUUCCUACCCCACAGCAGCAGGCUCAUCGUACCCGCCCGGCACAGUCGCAGGCGCGAAAUACCCCAUGCCGGCAGGGUAUAAAGCGGCAGGUUCCACUGCGGGGACAGGGCACUUGACUGCGGGUGCAGCAGCGUAUGGAGCGUACCCUGGGGCAGCUGGGGGUUAUGGUGCUGGGCCUGGGAUGUCAGCAGGCGGGACGAGCAGCGGGGGAUAUGAGGACGUUGGGGGCAGUCAGUACAAGGACGCAAGCAGCCUAUACCUGCAAGGCCAGCAGGUGUCAAGAGACAUGGCAGCAGCAGCAGUGGCAGCAGGCAUGCCCACGUCAUCGUAUUAUAACCUUGCACCAGGACAAGCUGGUCAUGCAGGGGGCUACCCAUCCGCCACACACAGCCAUCCCCAGGCACCAGGUGCCCACGCCACACACCCUGCAGCAGCAUACGGAGCAGCAGCUGCCGCCGCUGCGGGAUUAUACCAUGCUUCCCAGUCAGGCCCCGGAGGGCCUUCAGGCCAUGUGCACGGGCACUCCCACCAGCAACUGCUGCAGUCGCAGGGUAUGGGUGGUAGCGCUGGCGGUUCUGGCGGAUCUGCUGGCGGUGGUGCUGGUAGCUACCAGCAGCAGCAGCAGCAGCAGCAGCAAGCGCAGGCGCAACGCUCCCAGCAGAGCUGGAGUGGCACGUACUGA
Messenger RNA from Closterium sp. Yama58-4, 3351 nucleotides. NCBI's taxonomy places the organism in Eukaryota, Viridiplantae, Streptophyta, Zygnematophyceae, Desmidiales, Closteriaceae. The record is from the annotation of a GenBank genome assembly.